CCGGUCGGUUCAGGAAACGCGACGGCGGAUGGGAUCACCACGUGGUCGUGACGCCAUCGCGCCCGCGCCGGGUGGGCUGACGUCGCCGGUUUCCGCGGGAUCCGGGCCGCGCUCCGGCCGCCGCUGCCUGCGGAGUUGCGCUGUGUGACCGUCUCUUUGCUUCUCCGUCGCCCGGCCGGGGCCUCGCGCGCCACCAUGUACCAUAACAGUAGCCAGAAACGACACUGGACUUUCGCCAGCGAGGAGCAGCUCACGCGACUGCGGGCGGACGCCAACCGCAAAUUCAAAUGCAAAGUGGUGGCGAACGGGAAGGUGAGGACCCUUCCUCCCCGCCCCGAUCUCUCGAGCCCUGGCCGCACCCGCACCGCAGCCCUCGCCUCGCUUCACGUCCUGCUCUUCCGCGGAAUGCCUUUUCUCUGAGGUUCUUCCAAAUGAUCCAGUCUUUCUCGAACCUCAUGAAGAAAUGACGCUCUGUAAAUACUAUGAGAAAAGAUUAUUGGAAUUCUGUUCCGUAUUUAAGCCAGCCAUGCCAAGGUCUGUUGUGGGCACAGCUUGUAUGUAUUUCAAGCGGUUUUACCUUAAUAACUCAGUAAUGGAAUAUCACCCUCGGAUAAUAAUGCUUACAUGUGCAUUUUUGGCCUGCAAAGUAGAUGAGUUCAAUGUAUCAAGCCCACAAUUUGUUGGAAAUCUGCGAGAGAGUCCUCUUGGACAGGAGAAAGCGCUAGAACAGAUUUUGGAAUAUGAACUGCUACUUAUACAGCAACUUAAUUUCCACCUUAUCGUUCACAACCCAUAUAGACCAUUUGAGGGCUUUCUCAUUGAUAUAAAGACGCGCUAUCCCAUGUUGGAAAAUCCAGAGAUGCUGCGGAGAACUGCUGAUGACUUUCUCAACAGAGUUUCAUUAACAGAUGCUUAUCUUUUGUACACACCAUCCCAAAUUGCCCUGACUGCCAUUUUGUCUAGUGCAUGCAGAGCAGGAAUUACUAUGGAAAGUUAUUUAUCAGAAAGUCUGAUGCUGAAAGAUAAUAGAACUUGUUUGUCACAGCUGCUAGACACAAUGAAAAGCAUGAGAAAUUUGGUAAAAAAGUAUGAAGCUCCUAGACCUGAAGAAGUCGCUGUUCUGAAACAGAAGCUGGAGCGAUGUCACUCUGCUGAGCUUGCACUCAACGUGACCACAAAGAAGAGGAAAGGCUAUGAAGACGAUGAUUAUGUCGCAAAGAAAUCCAAGCAUGAGGAAGAAUGGACUGAUGAUGACUUGGUAGAUUCUCUUUAACCAUUUGGAAUAGACCUAUCAACGUUAUUUACCAAUCAACAAGAGAAAUUAUAUCAGCUUUUAACUAUCUGAAGAUGAAAUAAUGUUAAAGCAUCUAUGCAUCAUUAAACGUUCCUAUUAUUUCCUAUUAAAAGUUGUCUUUUUUUUUUAAAGGGGGGUAUCUUUCAGCACUGCUUUUUGUGAAAGUGUUUUCUGAAGAGCUGGAAUGGCACCUACAUUAUAUUAUCUUCUAGUCUCAAAUUUUCCUUUGGUUUUUCUUGGCCACACCUGGCUGUGCUCAGGGUUUACUCCUGGCUCUGUGUCCAGGGAUCACUGGUGAGGCUGAGGGGACCAUAUGGGAUGCCAAGUAUUGAACCUGAGUCGCCUCUUACCAGGCAAGCACCCCUGCCAACUGUAUUCUCUGGCACCUAAUCUCAAUCUUUUCUAUGGUAGCCAAAUUAAAAUUUUAAAUUUA
Messenger RNA from Sorex araneus (European shrew), 1727 nucleotides. RefSeq names its product cyclin H (gene CCNH). Bases 464 to 1273 code for a protein of 269 amino acids. The transcript has 9 exons. Gene Ontology annotation, cellular component: transcription factor TFIIK complex; nucleus. Gene Ontology annotation, biological process: regulation of transcription by RNA polymerase II; DNA-templated transcription; regulation of cyclin-dependent protein serine/threonine kinase activity. NCBI's taxonomy places the organism in Eukaryota, Metazoa, Chordata, Mammalia, Eulipotyphla, Soricidae. The record is from RefSeq and is a predicted model, not a curated record. Gene Ontology annotation, molecular function: cyclin-dependent protein serine/threonine kinase regulator activity.